AACUGGCUGGGCUAUACAGGGAAGCGAGACCAAUCAGAACCCUAGGUCGUUCUACGUGUUUGUGCGUCUUUGGUCCGAUCAAUAAUUCGCUAUCCCUUAACCAGGAGCAUUUAUUUUCACGUUAUAACAAUUGGCGACGGGGUGAAGAAAAGAUACAAUCCAGUCAUUCUGUAAUUGGACGAAAUCCAGUCUAAUUAUUCAACCAAUCAGUAUCCAGAUUGUCAUCAGUGUCCUUGAACCACAUUGGUCAUUAGUCAUACAGUAAUUUUCAUCACAGGCGCUGAUUAAAAAAAUGACUCUCCCUUCCGAUCGAUUACAGCUGCUCUAUGAACGACAUUUGGAGUUAUUAGUCAAGUUCCGCACGCAGCUGCUAAGUCAGUCAUGCUAUGAAGAUGCGACGGAAGUGGAUGGAUUGAUAUCUGAGUUGCACAGUGAGCUGGAAAAUGACAGCAGCCUCCAUGAAUCCUCGAUUAACUGCACUUCAAACGGAACGGCAGUCAUCCAUGAUGCGCCCAGUGGUCCAGAACCUUCCAUUUCAGUAACAUGCCCGGUAAUGGACUCAAACUCCAUUAUCCCCAAAACAGCAUGUGCAGACGGUGACUUAUCCAGCUCACAAACACACUCCCCGGUUAAUGGUCAUAGAAUUGUCGCAAUAACCACCCAUGAAACAGAAAACAAAUCGAGCAGCACACUGAAUACAACUGCUUCAAAUGGUUCUCAUCAGUCUGCGACAGAUGUUUUUGACAAAUCUUAUUAUCAAGAUUCUCUUUUACCAGAAAAUGUGUUCCACGCAUCAAAUAAUAACCAAGAACCUGGUACAGUUUUGUUGGACGCCGAUUAUCAUAAUGCUCCACUACUUACUAAAGAUUUAAACCCUAAUGACCUCAGAUCUACUGUCGCUGAUCCUCACCAUCUAGUCAGUCCUAGUGGACUCUCUACUCAACGCGGGAAAUAUGCUUCAAAUAGAGUCACACUAACUGUUCCUUGGGUUUAUGAAGACCCAACAUUAUUUCGAGGGGGAGGAUAGACGCGAGAAAAAUUUAAAAUCCGGACAUCAACUCCAGAUCUCCAAAAAAGGGGAGGUGUUGGGAUAUUCAGGAAAAUAUCCCAAAAAUUAUCAUGUUAAGUCCAAUGGUGUCCUUGGACCUUAAAUGUACAUUUCCCAUUGGUCGAUAUUUAUUUAACGUGUCAUUUUCCUGUUGGCCAAUAUUGUACAAUGUUAUUUUCUACUUUGUGGUACGAUGUGGUUUGUUUGCUUGGUAUAUAAAUAGAGUAUGUUUGAAAUAUAAUGAUUCAUAUAUCCGAGGCUGUGACUUCGUUCUGGACUCAACUGGCUGGGUUAGACAGGGAAGCGAGACCAAUCAGAACCCUAGGUCGUUCUACGUGUUUGUGCGUCUUUGGUCCGAUCAAUAAUCCGCUAUCCCUUAAU
Messenger RNA from Schistosoma bovis, 1429 nucleotides. Lineage: Eukaryota; Metazoa; Platyhelminthes; Trematoda; Strigeidida; Schistosomatidae. The record is from the annotation of a GenBank genome assembly.